Messenger RNA from Cyprinodon tularosa, 3610 nucleotides. It is a transcript of the gene fgf2, whose product is annotated as fibroblast growth factor 2. The record is from RefSeq and is a predicted model, not a curated record. Gene Ontology annotation, molecular function: growth factor activity; fibroblast growth factor receptor binding. Gene Ontology annotation, biological process: positive regulation of cell population proliferation; positive regulation of gene expression; regulation of cell migration. The transcript is spliced from 3 exons. NCBI's taxonomy places the organism in Eukaryota, Metazoa, Chordata, Actinopteri, Cyprinodontiformes, Cyprinodontidae. Gene Ontology annotation, cellular component: cytoplasm. Bases 406 to 873 code for a protein of 155 amino acids.
ACUGAGGCCCAGAAGGGAAAGCCUUCUUCAGAGAUCUAAGCCAGCUGCCCUGCUUCAACUGCAAGAAGAGCAAAAAGCUGGAGAGAGCUGCAUGUAAACCCUUCUGGAUGCACAGCGGAGAGCAGAUCAGACGCUCCUAGCAUGAGAAACAAACUGAUCUUUGCAGGAUUUGCUUUGCUCAAGACUUCCAGGCCUUAAAGGUCACUCUCUGCCCUGAGAGGGGUGUGUGUGGGGUGGGGGGGGCUACUCAGGAACACUGACCUCUAAGGUUAAGUGGAAUCAGUUUGUGUGUAGAGAGAAGGGGAGGAGGGGGAAGUUUGUGGGAGGUGGGAGGCCACAGCAGGGCUCCUGCACUUCUCAAGAAGGAGACGAAGCAGUUGUCAAGAAGCAGUGGAAAAGGAGGAGAUGGCGACGGGAGGAAUCACAGCACUUCCCGCCGUACCUGAAGACAGCAGCAGCACCGGCUUUCCUCCUGGGAACUUCAAGGACCCCAAGAGGCUGUACUGUAAAAAUGGGGGCUAUUUCCUGAGGAUUAAACCCGACGGGGGUGUGGAUGGAAUCCGGGAGAAAAACGACCCCCACAUUAAGCUUCAGCUGCAGGCGACCUCGGUGGGGGAGGUCGUCAUCAAAGGAAUUUGCGCAAACCGUUAUCUGGCGAUGAACAGAGAUGGACGGCUGUUUGGUGCGAGACGACCAACAGACGAGUCCUACUUCCUAGAAAGGCUCGAGAGCAACAACUACAACACCUACCGCUCCAGGAAGUACCCCAGCAUGUACGUGGCGCUGAAGAGGACCGGCCAGUACAAGUCCGGAAACAAAACCGGACCGGGUCAGAAGGCCAUUCUCUUUCUGCCGAUGUCGGCGAAGCGCUAAGCCAGGAAUCGGAGCGACAGAGACAGAGGCGUCUUUGUGAAGGCAAUGACCUGUGAUGCAUUGACAUUGCCUAAAAGAGCUGUGACGAUUUGACUCUUUCCUCCUGAACAUAUUGAAUAUUAUUCAACUUUACCUUCAAACAGUGCCACAUAUUUAAAAGUAUAACUCCAGGACUACUCUACAGCAAGGUGUCGUAAAGUAACUAGAGGCAAACGCAGUAAAAUCUAUAUUUAAUGUUGCAGGAACAUUUCCAUAAUGUUUGAUAGAUAAAAAUGAGCUUUUAAAGCUUUCUGUUAUCUCUGUAAGAUAGAUUAGUGCAAAAUCAGACUCAGUUAAACUGAUUUAGACUUUAAAAAGGCAAGUAUCAAAUCAAAAAGGGGGGUGUGUGAUAAAUAAUGCAUUUUAUAUCAGCCAUGGAAGGGAAACUUAUCCUGAGACACUAAGAACCUCCAGUAUGAACACAUGUUUUAACGGUCCGGUCUCUAAACGGGAUCAAUACUGGACCAUAAAACACUAACUGAGCUCUAUGAAAGAACAGGGAGCUGUCUGUGGUACAGCUGGUAAAACAUCCCAGAGUAAACGGCGGGCAGCUCCUCCAUGGUGAGGUCGAUCUUGUCAAAGCCGUGCUCCAAACCGUGCAGCAGCAGCCGGGCGAUGCGGGAGGUGAUGGGCGUGGUGCUGCUGGUCUCGGCCAGCUCGCUCACGUUCAGCCACUCGCAGCGCAGACACUCGUGGGUGCAGAAGUUGAUGUCGUAGGUGAUCGGGCUCAGCCGGCAGAUGAUGUACAUGUCCGACAUGCCGAAGGCCCCGGGAUGCUGGUGCUGCUGCCGGAUGCUGAGCAGGGAUCUGAACUCUGAGCGCACGCCCGUCUCUUCGAACACUUCACGGACAGCCGUGGCACCUGGGGGAGAUUCGGUACAGAUAUCUGUCUCUGUGCAAACGUCUUAAAAAACCACAUAUUUCUUUAGACUUUGCUUCCUAUGAGUCCAACUUUACUGCAAUUUCUAAACAGUCUUCAUCAUUUGUUCUUAAAAGUUGUAAAAGUCUUUUCCCUUGGAUUUUGGUCUCUUUUUACUCAGUUACUGAAGGUCAACAACAGCCUUUAUAUAUUUCAUGUUACAUGUAGUAAAACGCGGUAUAUCCUUAAUAUAUUUAGAGUGGAGUCAUGAAAAUCUGAACCUACUGUCUCUUUAAGCCCAUACAGCUUAAAAAAGAUCGAUCCCAUUCCAAGAUCAAUCACAAUCUUGAACUAAAAUCACUCUAAGGUUGUUUUUCUUUAACCUCAAAGUUUUACCUGCAAACUGUCCUACCGAUAAUUGAAACCAUUUUAACAUUUUCCUUCAGUUAGUUUCACUAAAAUUGUUAGAAAAUCUGUUUCUUGAAAGCUGAAGUUAACAUACGAAUUGUAACCUAUGAAUAAAUAGCUGGUGUUACCUGGACAACCAGAGGUUAGGAGCUGAAUCAGACACCAGCUUUAGUGUUGAUGUUUAUUGUUUUCUUUAAAGGGGCAGGAACUGAUGUAAGAGGAGCCUUCGCUGGAUGACUAAUUGAUGGAAAUACAUUCACUGUAUUUUCACUGUCACAAAACCAAGGUGAAAAUCUGCCAGGGCAAAUCUAAAUGACCUAUUGUUAUAAAAAAAUCUCUGAAAUGUCCAAUUAUCUUAGAUUCAACCUAUAAUUUUUAGCUUUGUGGAAUCCUGCUUUUGAUCUCACUUAGUGUUCAUUUUAAUUUAAUCCCUUUUUUCUUUUUAGAAUUGAUCAUGUCUCAAAUAGUAUUGGAUAUCUGGUAGUUCUGGCUCCAUAAUUUUUGUAGCUAACCUCUAAACACUGGUUGCUGUGAUGUUCAUGAAAGCGCCCAAAGUCAAAGGAAAAAUUAAUAAUCUAGUAAUAUGGAUCACUUCAAUUUACUCCAGGAACCAGAACCGUUUGGAAGCAAAAUCUGAAGAAAUUAGCGGUAAAAUUAAGACAUCUGCACAGAGCUAAAACGAGGGAAAACAUUUACAGGACCCUGACAAUUAUAAAUAUGUUUAUUCUGCUUCCAGUCUGUAUUUUAAACAACCUUUUUGUAAAAACCUAGUUUGAUGCUGCUUUUCAGGUGGAAUCAUGUAAAUAAUUUCAACGCUGCUUUUAAAAUGUUACAGAGGCUCCAGUGGGACAAUGAAGAUCUAUAUCAUGUGCCUUUAUUUGUACAGGUUAAUUGAAUGUAUAGGUUAUUUUUAAAGGGAUUUAUUUAGCUGUACUGUAGUAUUUUAACUUUCUCUGCUGACUGUGGCACUCACCAAUAUUCUCUCCUGGAUCAGACAAGCCGCCAGGAAACUUCCAGGCGUUCUUGGUCUGGAAUCAGAGAGAAAAAUCAAGAUGAACUGUCACUACUGGAAAUGAAUCUGAGAUAAAUCCCAACAUAACAUCACCAUAAACGUUCCUCUCUAUAGAGACGGAUCUUUGUAGUUCACAGCAGAGCUAAUAAUUACACAGGAAGGGAAAACUUUGCCGAAAAGACUCUGACCAAGCUGCUUCACCACACUUGAUAUUUAAUAACACUUUGCUGCUGGAUAAAUUAAUGACGCCUGUGUGCAUUUUUCUAGUAACUUCUAUGUUUUUUUCUUUUUUGUUGUAAAUUACAUAAAUGCACUGCAGCUCUGGUAUCCAUGUAAAGCUGAAAAAAGCCAGCGUGUUUUGGUUUCUUUUCAAAAAUGUGCAGUAAGAAGGAAAUAAAGAGAUUCUGGUCUGCUUGAGA